This is a messenger RNA of Lachancea sp. 'fantastica', 921 nucleotides long. The record is from the annotation of a GenBank genome assembly. NCBI's taxonomy places the organism in Eukaryota, Fungi, Ascomycota, Saccharomycetes, Saccharomycetales, Saccharomycetaceae.
AUGCAGGACCCGACGCAUUCACAAGCUCUCAAACUUCAAACCAUUAAUUUCCAAGAAGAUUUGGUUGAGAAAGUUCGUCUUCUUUCAAUUAGCGUCAUUGUCGUAUAUUACUUGAAGUUUGGGUCCUCGACAGCGGCGUUUUUAUUUAGGUUAUUCGUGCACUCACUCCUCUCUAAAUCGCAAGUCGUCUCAAAUCAGCUCAGAAGGGUUUCUCUACGGGUCCAUAACGUGCGCCGGAUUCCAGGGCUGCCAUCAACCAUUAAUGGGACUGAGAACAAUAAUGAUGCCAAUGCCAAUUCCAAUUCCAAUCCACUGAUGCCCGGGACUUUUACAGUUCCCAACAACACAAUAGAAGAACUCUCAGAAGCAGAAAUAGAGGCGUCGGUAAAUGAAACCCAACGGAAGGUGAGAUGGGUCCUUUUCCACUGCGCUUUCACGUUUAACUGCAUUUCCAUCAUCUUGGCUCUUAUAUGGCCAGUUGACUUCAUUUCCAAGGCGGAACCGUAUCGUUUGCGUAGUGCCAGCUUUGGUAAUACUCCAUCUCCCUUUGCGAACCAAAAUGGCCUAAUCGGCGGAGAGCUUCGAAGUGGUCUCUUUGUGCAGCUCGUGGGAGAGCAAUUGCCAAACAGCAACUUCUGGAGCAACGUGAGUAUUGUUCUGUUGGAAUUUUUGAUACUCUCGCUGCAGUUUGGUCAAUACAUUCUAACAGCAUAUAAUUUUGCAGAGCCACCCAUAGUGUUACCCACUGCUGGGGCCCAUGACGCAAAUUCUCCCAACACUGGUGCUGAGGAGGACGACACAUCUAACGGAAUCGUGCUGGUCACGACCAUCAGGCCCGUGGAAGUUUUGAACGAUCUACUGGAGAAGAGAUACGAGUCCACAACAACUACCAGCCCAAUAGCUGGGGCCGACCUUGUAUAA